This is a messenger RNA of Prinia subflava (tawny-flanked prinia), 8603 nucleotides long. RefSeq names its product phosphoprotein membrane anchor with glycosphingolipid microdomains 1 (gene PAG1). Gene Ontology annotation, biological process: negative regulation of T cell activation; intracellular signal transduction. Gene Ontology annotation, molecular function: SH2 domain binding. Gene Ontology annotation, cellular component: membrane raft; plasma membrane. The record is from RefSeq and is a predicted model, not a curated record. Bases 975 to 2240 code for a protein of 421 amino acids. The transcript is spliced from 11 exons. Lineage: Eukaryota; Metazoa; Chordata; Aves; Passeriformes; Cisticolidae.
GGGGCCGUGCCCGCGCAGGCUCCGCGGGGGCGCGCCGUGCCCGCGCUGCGCUCGCUGCCGGCCCGCGGCGCCGCCGCCUCCCUCGCUCCACCGCGGCUCCCGGCGGGCGCGGGGACAUGCGCAGUGCCCGUGCCCGCUCCGCGGCCGCGCUCCGGCCCCUCCGCCGCCUCCCCCGACCCUCCCGCCGGGCGGAGGAGGGGGAGGGAGAGAGGGGGAGGAGGAGGAGGAGGAGGCGGGUAGGGAGAGAAAAGGAGAGGAGAGAGACGAGAGACGCGCCGCAACUUGCUGCCUCUCCUGCCUGCUGUCCCUGGCCGCGCCGCUGCCCGGCCCCUGCGGGCUGCGCUCCGCGGGAGCGGCAUCCAGGGACGCUCCGCUCGGCGGGGCCGGCGCCUCCCGGAGGAAUCAUUUGUCAAUACUGUAUCUCACUUGAGCAUCAAGCCCUACAGAGACUACAAGGCGCCCGUCGUGCACUGGCGGUCCCACUCCUGGACACAGCGGAGCUUUGGCUAAUCUCAGACACAUAAGCAUUGCUCGCCCAUUCGCUCUCAUCCCCCUGUACUCCAAGAAGAAGAAGAAGAGGAAAAGAGCAGUCUGGGGCUGCGGAUGAGCGUGUCUUUGUGCCACUGCUCGUGGGGCGGCUGACAGAGGCGGCAUUGUUCGCAGGCUGUGCCCGCUUGGCAGCCGGAGAAGGUGGGAUCUGCGCCCUGCAUACGGAAUCGGUGAGCGGCCAGGGCCAGGCCUAGAAGCUUUUGCUUCCUCGCUGGGAGACCUGUAUGAAGACCUGUGUGGAUGAUGUUAUAAGGUGUCUGAAAGUUCACUGCUCUGCCAGAGAUGACGAAUGACCUUCACAGCUAACUUUGAAGGCACCCCUCUCUCCACAGGAAAAAAAACAGAAGGUGUGUGCAGCACAGAUGUCAGUCGUCUUCAAGGAGUAACUUCUUCAACCCCAAGUGAUCCCAGCUCCUGCUAGUACCAUGGGGCUAGAGGGUGUUUUUUUAGGCAGUGGACAGAUCCACGCAAUCCUGUGGGGAAGUUUGGCAGCCAUGACAACACUCUUGUUCCUCACCUUCCUCAUCUUCCUUUGCUCCAGCUGCAAUGGGGAAAAGAAGGCCAAAAAUCAGAAUGGAGAUCAUGAAAAUCUGAUGAACGUGCCUUCCGAGAAGGAGGUUUUCAGCCACUCCAUCACAAGUUCAGCCACGGAGCCUCCCCCAAACAGCGAACAGAACAGAGCACUCAGCAAUGGUGAGGUUCUUUCUGAGGACAGUACAGCUGCCUGUAUCCAGCCUUAUGAAGAAGUACAGACAUCUGAUCUACUAGAUCAACAGGAUAGUGUUGGAAAGUCUAUAAAAUGUCACCAGAGCCGGGAACUACCCAGUAUUCCCCCUAACAACCCCAUGGAAACUAUCAUCUCAUCUAGAAAUGCAGAAAACGAUCAAGGUCUUGGAAUGGAAGGGCCUUAUGAAGUCCUGAAAGACAGCUCCUCUCAGGAGAACAUAGUUGAAGACUGCUUGUAUGAAACUGUGAAGGAAAUUAAAGAUGUUGGAGCAGUAGUCAGCAUGGAAGAGAACUCUAACAGCAAAUCACUGACAGCUUCUGAAGGUCAGAAUCAGAUUCCUGAGUGCAGAAUUGAGUCAGCAGAAUAUGCAUCUGUUGACAGAAAUAAGAAGAGUCGCCAAAGUGCAAAUUCAGAAAGUCCUCUUGACAACACACCAGAUGUAGAGGAUGAGCUUCCCCCUCCAGUACCCAUGAAACUUCUUGAUGAAAAUGAGAAUGUGCAAGAAAAAGAAGUGGAAGGAGAAGUGACAGAAGGAGCGAGUAAACCAGAAAAGAGGCUUAGUUCAGUGUCUUACAAGUCUCGAGAGGAAGAUCCAUCUCUUACAGAAGAUGAGAUCUCAGCCAUGUACUCAUCGGUGAGUAAGCCAGGACAGGCCAUCAAGGCACUGGAUUCUCCCUACACCUGCAUUCAAGAAAUUGCAUCUCAGAGGUCUCCGUCCAUUUGCAGUGGCCUCUAUGCGAGCGUGAAGGACUUUGAAAACCCCCUGAAUUCCACCACUGUGCCUCAGCCAGCCGACAGAGCCAACGGGGAGCUGGAGCCGGACUAUGAAGCCAUCCAGGCCGUGAGCCAGGAGGAAGACAGGACCUUGUCCGUGCCUAACGUGAACCACACUGCUCUUCCAGCAGAGAGUGACUAUGAGAGCAUAGGGGACUUGCAGCACCACAGGGAAUUCACCAGGCUUUGACUACUCCAGCAGCACAUCUCCCCACUGUUAUUUUCUGAGGACAAGUGAAACAGGGAGAGGGAAGUGCUUUUCCUUUUGGGGAACAAAGCUAAGUGUGGAACACAGGUUGUGAAGAAGCAAUGUAUGUUUCAGCCAGGGUGUGAUGCCUGCUGGUUUUUCUGAGUGGUGGAUCAUGGCUCAUGGGAAAGGGUACGUCAGGUCAGAAAGAUGACCAGGACAAUGUAAAGGUUUCUUUAUUAUUAUUAGCUCCAAGGCAAACGUCAUUUGGGAAAGAGUGCCAUGCUUGUCAUCCUGACAGGAUUACGUACCAAAAAGACUGCCUUUACACAAAACUAGCUUCUCAUUUUAAGAGAUUGUUUUAUGUCAUUUUCUUCAAAGUGUUUUUCAAGCAUAGUUUUUCAUUCAAGUUUUGGCAUCUGCAAUGUUGAGCAAACCACGGAUAACUGUACCUCAACUCAGACUUACUUUGCAGGGCUGGGGAAGAUGCACUCACUUCUGUGUCCUGUGUCUUCACCUUUGUCCACAUUCACUGCAACUAAAGUGCAAACAACAGUAGUUCACAAGGAACCAACUCCAAACAUACUUGAAUUAAUUUUGCUGGCUUUUUUUCUUUUUUUUUUCCUUUUUUUUUUUUUUUUUUUUGUAAUGUCAAGGGCUGUAGAACGUGACUUUUGAAGUAUCCAAGGUGUGUACUGGUAUUUGUAGGGGUUUUGUUUGAUUAUUUGUGAAAUAUCCCUUUAAAAUGGCAACGGUCACCCUUAGCAUUCUUGCACUGUUUCCCUCAAAUGGACAUAAACACCUGCACAUACACACCCCAGACCAUUGUCACGUUGCAAAAAGUUGUGCAAAUGAAUGCACUGGCAUAAGGGGUAGUCUAACCUUAGUAGUGUUGGGUAAUUUUUUUGCAGAAUUUUGCCCUUUUUAAAGACUUAAAUAUUUUAAUAUGUUUGUCUAGUUUCUUAUAUAGGAAAAAUUAUGUACUGUGUUGAGUGGAUAAUACUUUUAUUUUUUACAACACAUUUUUCAUCUUCAAAAUUUUUGUAAAUUAACUUACUGGGGUUUGUAACAGGAGGAAUCCCAUUCUUUAUUUGGGCUUUAUUUGGUUUUGGUUUUUUAAUUAUUUUUCCUAUUUCAAAAGCAGAUAAAUGAAAAUUGCUUUGGGGUUGUUUUGUUGGUUUUUUCUGUCUCCUUGAGCAGGGCUAUGGAACAUGCCUUGCUGUUUUUAAGCUAAAAUCAUGGAGUCUAUGUAGAAGAAUGCUGCCAAAGGGCAAAAAAAGAGGUAAAAGAGACAGUGGGAUUUAGUCAGGUAUAGCCACUGAUCCUCCUUGUUCUUCUAGUAAAAGGAGCAGGAGGGCAACCAAGACCUUCUUGGGCCUCUGACAAGCAGUUUGAAAGCCACUGGCUGUUCAAAAAUGCUGAGUUACUCUGUUACUGUGAAAAACAAAGUACAGUGCUUUUAUGAAAUAAGCAGGUACUGGAUUGGUACUUUUUUCUUCAAGAAUAAUCCAAUAAAUAGUACAAUGGUACAAGAACAGUCCAACAGUAAAGAACUAGCAUUGUGUGACAUGCAUGUGCACAUACCCCCAUGUAUAUAAGCAUACACUUGUAAUUUGGACACAAGUAUAAGUUAUAGUCCAAGCUUGGCAACAUUCACAUACAUAAUAUCUGGCAUGUGCUUGAAGAGCAGUUUAUUUUUAAUUCAAAAUAAACAGUACAUAAACUGAGGUUGGCUUAUUCUGUAGUAAGCAAAACAGUUUUACUUGCAGCUCAAGUGGUACUGGGUUUUGAAGGUUGAGCCCUUCUCAGAUCCUUGGUCAGCCCUCAACAUGUCUUGGUACUGUAAAGAGCAAACACAGAUCUGGUUACACACAUUUAUUAGAAACAGCUUCAUGACUGAAAGAAGUGUGCUGAUUUAGAGGCUUUGCCUGUAAGUAGUACAGCGCUGAGGAGCAGUGCAGUUGUGCAGUCAGCCUCUGCCCACGGGGUGGUUCAGACUUCGUGGAUCCUGGCCUUGUGCGACAGUGCAGCUCCAUCUACAGCUCUUUCCUUGGAGGAGAAGCAGUUCAGACCACUCCAUGUCCAUCCUGGUCUUGACCAUGCUGCCAUGUGUUUCUGCAGCAAACCCUUUGCUUCCACUUCAGUGCUUUUAAAGGAUGACUGUGGUUUUGCUUAGUGGAGUUUUUCCCUUUAUAAAAGUUUUUGUUUCUGUUUCCUUGAAUGUGAAUUCAUGAAAUUCACCUUUGAAUAUUGUCUCCUUCUGCUUCACACUGUUUAAGGCCAAAGAUAAGAUGCACCAUAUUUCAGAAGAUUUGUUGUGCUAAGUCUAGAGAAUUUCUUUAGUUUUUAACUAUGUGUUUGCUGUCUGUUCUUUGCUCAGGGGUACCAGUUUAUAUAUGUAGUCCUCAGUCUGACUCCUGAAGCUUAGUGGCAGGCAUACCUCAACUCCUGAAAUUCCCAAAUACAUCUCAAGAUGUAGUUAUCCCUUUACAUGGAUGACUGCUUUUGGAGAAACAGUAGGAACAUGAGGUUUGCCAGGUUCACUAGGAUCAAUUUAAAGACCAGUUCAAAGAUAACUUGAGAUAAUGUCAGCUGAUAGCAAAGAAUUGCACUGAAUUCUUGAUUGUAAAAUUUUAAGGUGCAAAAGAAGAAAAGCAAACAUCACUCUAGAAAUACUCCCAGUGAGACCAGAGGUCAAAGGGUGUUGGAGGACUGUCCAGUCUUUCUGUUGUUUUUCAUAGCUAGAUCAGAAAUGUUGCUUUGUAGGAAGAGACACAAGUCCUUCCAUCCUUCCUUUCCUCUGUUCUGACAACUGCUUGUGAGACCCCUCCCUAGACUUCCCUUUUUCACAGUGAAAGAAAAAUUUUCCUCCCCCUUUCUUUGGUUUCUGUUUUUAACUUGUCUCAUACAGCCUUGCAUUGGAGCUGGUAUCAUGUCUCCAGCCCUGUGACAGUGGCACAUUUCUUUCUGUUAAAUUCACUUUCAGGCUGGUCACAACCUUUUAAUGGUCCAUCAAACCUCAGUCUCAUGGAGAAGCAGUUCAUGUUUUGGAUUGCUGCUUUUGGGAUGUGUACCUGCCCUCAGCCUUGGACUUAGGACACUGGACUUAAGAGGUGCAAAAAAGAAUUACCCUCCUGAACAAGGAUGUACAGAGGAGUCCAUACCUCCCCUGCAAUCUCCAUUAUGUAGUUUAACGCUAAAGGAAAGUGUUCUAGAAUUCAGUCUGAGGUUGGUAAGUGAGUAUUUAUAUUUCUUGACAAAGAAUCAAGGUUUUGGUUUAGUUCCCUCUUCCCAGAAGUAAUACCUCUUCCUUUAUGGCUGUUUUCAAUGCUUCCUUUUCAUUAAUAUAUUUGAUAAAAAGAUUUUUCCAGCAGUAAUCCCCAAAGAGAUCAAUCUGACUGUAAAGAAAAGGGAGUCUUCUACUUGUCUCUUUACUGUUCUUUUUAACUCUUUCACCAUAUCCCUAAAUAAAUGUCAACAUCCAAAAUGAAGUAUUUGUUACCUGGUGAUGUUUUCUGGGGAAGCUUCACAGUCUGUUUCUUUGCCUCCUUUUUUUGGCACAACUGUUCAAUAAGAUCUCUCAUCAAAUUGCCACAGUAAGGCCAAGAGAAGCUGUAAUGUGUAUAUAUCUGCACUAGUGAAGAGGUCUUUUAGAUUUCCCUCUGGGAACUGGUGGAAAUGGCUGUUCACACAUCCCUUCCAUGAAUCUGUGUCUCCCACGAGAGUCGUUCUUACCACAUACCUAAACCAGUGCUAAUCCAAUAUGUAAACCAGUCAUCCUUUUCUACUAUGAGAAUAGAAUAGCUUUCUCAGUCACAGAGAGAAGUAAAUUCUUUGCAGAGACCUGUAGCACAGGCAUGUACCUAAUUACCACAGUUAGAUCAGUUAUAGUGCCUUUUCUACAAAGUAGCUAGUACUUCCAUACUCUUUUCCAUACUGUAUGUGUUUAACUCAAAAGUACAAAGGGACAACCCCAAUGUUUACUUGUCCCAAGUUGGAAACAUCUUUAUAGAGACACAUUUAAUGUACUGGACCUCAGUUAGCCCUACAAUAGCAAUAGUCAGUCACAAACAUCCACUAAAAAGCCCAGUAAUGUAGCUAUGAUGACUAAGCUUUGCAAUAAGAAUUAGCAGUCUUCUUUUGAAGAAUCUAGGUUUUACAAUAGUGAGCAUUCAGGGAGGUGGUGUUCAUGUCAACUGUGAGCAAUUCAUUGCUUCAGUCUUUCUAUUAAUAUAAAUUGCAGGCUUGCUUAUAUGUAGCAGGAUCCAUGGAGUGAGGGAUGAGUAGGUGUGGGGAUUCAUGAGUAACCCAGAGUUGGGUCAUCCCCAUAGUUUCAACUGGCUGAUGACCAGCUGCCUUGUUCUCCAAGCCCUCAUCUAUCGUGCCUUCAAGGAAUCCAUCCUGCAGGGAUGCUUCUGGGCUGCAUGCUUCUCCAUGGCUCCCUGAGCAGCUCCUCUCUGCUGUUUUGGACACAACCUCGUAUACGUGGUGCUCUCUGUUCAACCUUUCAAUGGUGCUUUUAUACGAUGCUGGAUAAAUGGUUUGCAUGUGCUUCCUGCAAGCUGACGUGUAAAGCUGUGACACAGAGUGCUCUCUCUGGUAUUGUCUGCUUCCCAGAACUCAGUGUUAACUGUGCUGCUCUCGACUCCACAAGCUGACAGUGCUGCCCUGGCUCUUGCUCAUCUCACUCAGCAGAGCGGAGUCACCACGUGUGACAGCCCUGCCGGGGUGUUCAGGAGCUGCCAUCCAGGUGACUUGGCUUGGAAACAGCUGGAGACACGACUCUCAUCAGUGCCCUGUGGGACUGGAAACCUCACAGCACAGCUCAAGGACUUUUUAUUCUGUCUCUUAUUGUGCAUAGACAUUUGGUUGCCAUGUGACUGUAAGAAAUCUGUUUCUGCAACAAACAUUUUAAUUUGGACCACACUCCAAUGAGGGACUUUAGCUCUUAGGCAAAUAACCAUUUAUUUCAGAUGACUUUUAUUUUUUGAGGUUGGAGUGUGCCUGAAUAAGGCUUUUAUGUACCUCACAAGUAAUUUAGUGUGGUAGUCCGCUGCAAAACAGACGAAUGCAGAAAGGUGCUUAGCCUGACAAAUGCUUUUGGACUUUCAAAGGCAGGUCUCUUCCUGGGAGCAGGGAACAUAAUUACUGUUAAUAUGAUUUCAUACCCUGGUGCUGAAGUUGGUUUGUAGCAUCUCUUCUGGGAUGGUGGUGGCUGAAGUCAUUGCCAGAGCAGAUUUCAGCCUCAGAAAAGAAAAAAUAUAAUAUAUAUCCCUUGCUAGCAAGCAACAUGUGUUCAGGACUGUGUUAAAGAUAAAUGCUGCUAAUGGAACAUCACAGAGCUAAAAAUACAGGGUUCUCUUUCUUCAAGGAGAGAGAGAACCUCCUUGUUUGGUCAGCACAGAAUAUCCCAGGCCUAUAAAAUGUAUGAAACAAAUUAAUUGCCUAUGUGGUGAUUUUCCAGGAGUGCAUUAGGAUAUCACAUAUGGUAGGUACUGUUCUCCUGAACAGCAGAAAGAUGACAACUUGUUUGUAAUACAAGGUUCCCAUUGAUUAAUUGAUUAAGCUUAAUUUACAUAUAAUCCAAAGGUCAGCGUUCUUGCUGACCUUUGGAUUAUAUGUAAAUUAAUAAUAUAAUGUAGAUAUAACACAGUGUAGAUAUAUUUUAGCUAAAUUGGCACCCCAAUUUCCAUAGAAAUGCACAGAUUAUCUUUGCAUUACAUACCCUUUGGUCUGUGCCCAGUCUAUGGAUAAUAUAAAUAUUACAAUUCUGUUAUCACAAGGUGUGAGGUUUUGUUUCUAGAGGCCUUCAGUUUUGAACUGGCCAGAAGGACAAGUCUCUACAAGUAUGAUAGCAAAGUGCCUAAAAAUAUGGAUGUUUCUAUAAAGGUAAAGAUGCUCACUGUUAUUGCACAGCCACUUGACUACUGUAUGUGAUGCUCUCUUGCCAUACACUUUCCUAAGUAUUGGCUUUCUUUUGUGGUGUUCAUUUAUUGUUAUAAUAGCACAGUCUGACAGGGGUUUUGUCUCUGCAAAUUCAUUGGCUAGUUUUAACUAGCAUGUGUUUGUACAGAAAAUACAAAAUUAAUUUUCUUCAUUCAGAAAGCAACUAUGUUAUUUCUUAUAGUUUAUGAUAAUGGAACAAUCAUCUUAGAUUAUUUAUAAGGUAUGUAAGUAUCACUUGACUUCAAAAUGCUUCAUUUGAGAUUUCAGAAUGCCUGCUGUUCACUACAGGACAAUAUAACCAACUCUUGUCCUUUUAAUCUUAUUGUUUUGGGGAGGAGGGCUUAAACAUUACAAAUCUUAUUACUAAAAAAAAAAAAAAAAAAAGAAAAAAAAAAAAGAGGCAGUGCUGGCGUUUUCAAU